This is a messenger RNA of Orbicella faveolata, 1905 nucleotides long. Its product is annotated as NACHT, LRR and PYD domains-containing protein 12-like. Lineage: Eukaryota; Metazoa; Cnidaria; Anthozoa; Scleractinia; Merulinidae. Gene Ontology annotation, molecular function: catalytic activity. Gene Ontology annotation, biological process: nucleoside metabolic process. The record is from RefSeq and is a predicted model, not a curated record.
AAUAUGAGUUAUUUCAUGUAUACUUCACAUCAUAAAAAGUAGAACUGAACCAUAUGCUUCCUAAGCGACGCAUGCGCGAGUGCUAAGACUACCAGAUAUGUCCAGGAUUGAACGCUAAUGAGAUUCAUGCUCCUUAUGACAAGCAUCACAGUGUCCUCAUUUGUAAAAAAGUCACCAAAACACACAAAAAAAUGUCAAAUAUGAAGUCAAAUGAAAAUGACACUUGUUAAUGAUGCUUAUCAUAGGGAGCAUGAAUCUCUUUAGCGUUCAAUCCUGGAUAUAAGUGAAGACCGCAGACCUAAUAUAUUUACACUUAUUUUUAAACAAACAAAAAAACAAAUAAAAAAUGACUGAGGCCUUGGUUUACCUUUUACUAGCUACGACCUUGGUUUGUAACUAAUCACAUUGCAUUAAUUACAUGCACAUGUAGGUUGUGAGUUCUCUCCCCUCAUCUUCGUUUUGUCAUAGGAAAGUUGUGACUCAUUAGAAUUAACUCGGAAGUGAUUUUAGUGCUGGAAAUAAACAGAAAUUGCCUUCCGAGUGUUAGCUCUACUGCUGUUGUGGACUGCAUGUGGUAAAGAAGAAGUCUUUCGACCUGACUAUUGUUGGCCCUUAUGUCAGUCUGUAUUUUACAAUGCUUGCUCUCCUCGUCUAUUACUGUAAUAUACUGCAUACAUAAUCAUUUGGAUGAGAUAACAUUACUCUUGCUACAGUGUUCUGUCCUCAUCAUUAAAGCUCUAAUACAGACUGUACGGUUUUCUGUUUCAGGUAUUUUCACAGCGGCAUUUGAUCUUCAGAUCGAAUGGCUAGUAGUGAAAGGAAUUGCUGAUUAUGCUGAUGGUACUGAGAGCGUGUCAGAGAAUUGGAGUCCUUUUGCUAGCGUGAUGGCUGCUUCGGUAGUUGCAAAAAUUUUGAAUAAUCCCGUUGUUUUCCAGGAAUGGCCCCAUUACAAAGCAGAAAAGCAGAGUUCAUCGCAGCAAUCAGAGAGAGUGGUACUAAGUACAAGUGGCGAAGAUCCCAAACGCUUCAAAGUGGAAGUUGCUUUUAAAGAAGGCAAACCUAGUGACCGUGACCUAAAUGAGCUCGCAGGAAAGAUUGGUACCAAGUGGAAUAAUCUGGGACUUCAACUUGGCAUUUCUCAGGAUGUACUGAGCGGAAUAGAGACCAAUGGAAAAGAUAGACCAUAUGAGAUGUUACUUCGCUGGAAAGAUACAACAUCUUCGAAUGCACUUUAUCGAGACCUCUACCACGCGUUGUGUUCUGACAGAGUUGGACUCGACAACGUGGCCAAAGAAUUUUGUUAUGUGUCGGGAAAAGGGCCAAGUCUACCCAAGCGCCCCAAAUUUGAAGGUAUUUUUAUUACUUAGGACAAAAUGAAAUAUGUGCUUGACUAGUGAAGACUACAUCAUUAACAAAUGUCCAUUUGAUCUAAUUUGUUGAAAUACGCCAGUCAUACACUGCAAAUGUUUUUUGUUAUUCCUUUCCUCUGGCUCAGUAUUGUAUAAGAAAGGACCAGCAUGUGACCUGCAUGACUGGACACAAAGACUAUCUCCUACAGCUCAUGACAACUUGUCUGAUAGUGAGUCCUCAGUGGUGAAAAGUCAAAACUUAUGAAUCUGAUUGACAAAUGACCACCAUCCCCACCGUCCCUAUUUGUAACCUCAGCCAAUAAGCCCCUUAUCCGAAGUUGAUUAGCCCCAAACCAAAACCGUUGACCAUUAAUUAAGAUGCACUUCUCCAUUAAUCUACUCAUCAAAUGGUUGAGGUAAAUCAGGUAAUCUACAAUUAAAGGGAAGCGCAAUUGACACAAUCCAAUACUUGUGAAAACAUAUAAAUAUAAAUGAUAUUUUCAUCAAUUUUGUCCUUUUUAUAUGCAGGCGUUCAAAAUCGUUGUCUUCUCGUUAU